Messenger RNA from Botrytis deweyae, 273 nucleotides. RefSeq lists its product as uncharacterized. The transcript has a single exon. Bases 1 to 273 code for a protein of 90 amino acids. Lineage: Eukaryota; Fungi; Ascomycota; Leotiomycetes; Helotiales; Sclerotiniaceae. The record is from RefSeq and is a predicted model, not a curated record.
AUGAAUAGUAACGCAUCCAGAGGAUCCCAAGCGGACAAGAGCGCAGGAAAGAAAGGCCAAGGUCGAAGCAACUCCCAUAAGCCAAAAGCACCACAAGCAAAAAAGUCACGCGAUGAAGAGCAGGGAACAGUCUCUGUCUCAGAGAACCGUGCUACUCGCAACAAAAUAAACAAACUGCAAACGGACUUGGACAGUAUCAGAAAAAAUCGGCCAAAAGCUACAAAAGAGAUAGAAGAGCUAGAGGCAGAGUUGAGAUAUCAGAAAAGCAUAUGA